UGUGUUGUCACCGCUGACGUAGCUGCCAGUAUCGCGCUUCAAACACGUGUUGAGUCGAUCUGAGCGUCGCUGGUUCCGACAGGAGCCUGAACGGAACCAGAACUUCGGUGUUUGGUCCAGCUGAGACCCGGCGGUCCGAGCCUGCUGCUCGGUUCUGUUGGACCGGAUCCACCGGUGGGAAGCUUCUGGCAGAGCAACCAUGAUGAAGUACAUCCUGGUGACGGGCGGCGUCAUCUCCGGCAUCGGCAAAGGGAUCAUCGCCAGCAGCGUGGGAACAAUCCUCAAGUCGUGCGGUCUGCGUGUCACGGCCAUCAAGAUCGACCCGUACAUCAACAUUGACGCCGGGACCUUUUCUCCGUACGAACACGGUGAGGUGUUUGUGCUGGAUGAUGGCGGCGAGGUGGACCUGGACCUGGGCAACUAUGAGCGCUUCCUGGACAUCCGGCUGACCAGAGACAACAACCUGACCACGGGGAAGAUCUACCAGUCAGUCAUCACCAAGGAGAGGAGAGGAGACUACCUGGGGAAGACGGUUCAGGUGGUUCCUCACAUCACUGACGCCAUCCAGGAGUGGGUGGUGAACCAGGCCAAGGUUCCAGUGGAUGGAGAUGAGACCGAGCCCCAAGUCUGCGUCAUCGAGCUGGGAGGAACUGUGGGAGACAUAGAGAGCAUGCCCUUCGUGGAGGCCUUCAGGCAGUUCCAGUUCAAAGUGAAGAGGGAGAACUUCUGUAACAUCCACGUCAGUUUGAUACCGCAGCCCAGCGCCACCGGCGAGCAGAAGACCAAGCCGACCCAGAACAGCGUCAGAGAGCUGAGGGGUUUAGACCUGAUCUGGUUCCUGAUUAAGUCAGUGGAACCAUCUAGAAGUGAAGCCGUGGUUCGGACCUUCAGCUGCUGGUCGGAUCCAGAAGGCCUCAUCCUCCUCUUCCGUCUCCUCCUGCAGAUCAUGUGCCGUUGCUCCACCGCUCUGGAGAAUUCAGUGAAGGAGAAGAUCUCCAUGUUCUGCCAUGUAGAACCUCAGCAGGUCAUCUGCGUCCACGACGUGUCGUCCAUCUACAGAGUGCCGCUGCUGCUGGAGGAGCAGGGCGUGGUGGGCUACCUGAGCAGCAGGCUCAACAUGCCCAUCCAGACCAAGCCCAGAACCAUGCUGGCCAAGUGGAAGGAGAUGUCCGACAGGUCGGACCGGCUGCUGGAGCAGUGCUCCAUCGCUCUGGUGGGGAAGUACACCAAGUUCUCCGACUCGUACGCCUCGGUCAUCAAGGCGCUGGAGCACUCGGCUCUGGCCAUCAGCCACAGACUGGAGGUCAAGUACAUCGACUCGGCGUACCUGGAGCCCGGUACCAUGCAGGACGAGCCGGUCAAGUACCAUGAGGCCUGGCAGAAGCUGUGCAGCGCCGAUGGCAUCCUGGUUCCUGGAGGCUUCGGCGUUCGGGGAACCGAGGGGAAGAUCCACGCCAUCAGCUGGGCCAGGAAGCAGAGGAAACCCUUCCUAGGCGUCUGUCUGGGGAUGCAGCUGGCCGUCUGUGAGUACGCCAGGAACGUUCUGGGCUGGUCAGAUGCCAACUCCACCGAGUUUGACCCGGAAUCCAAGCAUCCUGUGGUGAUCGACAUGCCGGAACACAACCCGGGCCAGAUGGGCGGAACCAUGAGGCUGGGGAAGAGGCGGACCAUCUUCACAACCGGCAACAGCGUUCUGAGGAAACUCUAUGGAGACGCAGAAUAUGUGGAGGAGCGGCACCGGCACCGCUUCGAGGUCAACCCGGAGCUAAAGCGUCACUUCGAGGAUCAGGGCUUCCGCUUCGUGGGUCAGGAUGUGGAAGGAGAGCGAAUGGAGAUCAUCGAGCUGGAAGAUCACCCGUACUUCGUGGGGGUGCAGUACCACCCAGAGUUCACGUCCCGCCCCAUCAAGCCGUCGCCGCCGUACCUGGGCCUGCUGCUGGCGGCUGCAGGGAAGUUGCAGAGCUACCUCCAGAAAGGCUGCCGCCUGUCUCCACGAGACAUGUACAGCGACCGGAGCAGCAGCAGCAGCCCCGACUCAGAGAUCGCCGAGCUGAGGUUCCCUCCGGUUACAGAUUCUGCAUGAAGACCCGGUUCGGCCCGCUGCAGCUUUUAUGAACGUUUGAGUGAUGCUUUGUCAAUAAAUGGUUGAUAGGA
Messenger RNA from Cyprinodon variegatus (sheepshead minnow), 2154 nucleotides. It is a transcript of the gene ctps1, whose product is annotated as CTP synthase 1. Gene Ontology annotation, cellular component: cytoophidium; cytoplasm. Bases 200 to 2083 code for a protein of 627 amino acids. Lineage: Eukaryota; Metazoa; Chordata; Actinopteri; Cyprinodontiformes; Cyprinodontidae. The transcript is spliced from 18 exons. Gene Ontology annotation, molecular function: identical protein binding; CTP synthase activity. The record is from RefSeq and is a predicted model, not a curated record. Gene Ontology annotation, biological process: pyrimidine nucleobase biosynthetic process; CTP biosynthetic process.